AUGGGUUCCAGCCAGAUUUCGGCGGGAGCCUCCGCGAGCGGCGGCAGGGGCCACAAGUGGUCGGCCUUUGCCUUCUUCGUAGCAUCGUUCCUAUUGUUGGGGGCUAUUGCGACCCUGUACGCCUGGUUAAUCUUUACCCCUCGUGUCCGAGCGGGCAUGUCUCCAAUUGGGUGCCAGGAGGACAAUGAAGGUUCUUGGUCGAUCGGCGUUUUCUACGGCGACUCGCCCUUAUCUCUCAAACCCAUUGAAGCUGUAGGUAAACAUAUGGAGUGA
Thlaspi arvense is the source of this 273-nucleotide messenger RNA. The record is from the annotation of a GenBank genome assembly. NCBI's taxonomy places the organism in Eukaryota, Viridiplantae, Streptophyta, Magnoliopsida, Brassicales, Brassicaceae.